CAUUGCACAACUGCAUUCCUAGAUCUCCCCUCUCCAUCUCUGGGUUGAGGUCCCUGGAUCAGCUCAGCAGGCAUUGAUCCCCUGGACUCUUCUCUCUACUGUUCCUCUCCUUUGCUAACUUAAAUGUACUGAUUUGCUUUGCAAUGUGGUGGGGCUGCCUGCUGGCUUUGAAGCCUCGCCCCUAGCUAGCUCCCAUCCAAUCACAGUCCUUCCUUCCGGGGGCUGGGCUAAAGGGCUGCACUCCAAGCUGCUAGCUCUGCCACUACGCUCCCAACCGGGAUGAUGCUCUGUUGCUGCUGUUGCCACUGCCAGCGACUACCCUGUGCGGUGGGGCUGUUGCUGCUGUUACUACCACUGGUCCUUGUAUCUUCCCUAGAGGCAGCUGCUGUGGGCCCAGGUGGCUGUGACAACAUAUACCAGGGCUUUGGGGAGUGUCUCAUCCGCUUCGGGGACAACAUGGGCCACGGAGGCAAGCUGGAGACUGUCUGCAGGUCUUGGAGUGACUUCCACAUCUGUGCCUCUCAAGUCCUGUCAGGCUGCCCAAAGGAGGCGGUUGCUGUGUGGAAGUUACUACAGCAAGAAGCUCGCCGGACUCCGCACCCAGAUAACUUGCACACUCUGUGUGGUACCCCUGUGCACCUCUGGGAGCCUGGUGCAGGCCCCGAGACCAACCAGGAGACACUGAGGGCAACAGCAACAGCAACAGCCCCUGCACCCCUGCUGCUGGCUGCUGCUCUGGCAUUUGUUUGCCUUCUGGGGCCUCUGGCCUAG
This is a messenger RNA of Miniopterus natalensis, 771 nucleotides long. It is a transcript of the gene NRN1L, whose product is annotated as neuritin 1 like. The record is from RefSeq and is a predicted model, not a curated record. Gene Ontology annotation, biological process: neuron projection extension; nervous system development. Gene Ontology annotation, cellular component: plasma membrane. Lineage: Eukaryota; Metazoa; Chordata; Mammalia; Chiroptera; Miniopteridae.